Molecule: messenger RNA, 1263 nt
Organism: Zychaea mexicana
Lineage: Eukaryota; Fungi; Mucoromycota; Mucoromycetes; Mucorales; Lichtheimiaceae
Product: methylthioribulose-1-phosphate dehydratase
Exons: 4
Coding region: 285-980 (231 amino acids)
Cellular component (GO): cytoplasm
Molecular function (GO): metal ion binding; methylthioribulose 1-phosphate dehydratase activity
Source: RefSeq, a predicted model, not a curated record
AUCAGUUCAAUUAUUCUGCAGACCUUCUCCUGCCGUUUUUAUAUACAUGGGUAAUCUGGUAAAGGUGUACCCAAAUCGCAUUCAAGCACCCCCAUCAUAUAUAACGCAAUGCAGCUAAAAAGCUGGCUCUUAUCGAUAUCAGAAGGAGCAGACUGUAAUAUAACAAAGUAAAGCAAAUGGAGGUGAAAAGUCAACAGUUAGUUGAUCACGUCAAAUCAUCGGACCAAAAAAUCACGCAAUUUUUAAGUCUGUGCACUGUAAAGCCUUUUUUUUGACACAACAAAAUGGACAACAACGAACUCAUUCGAUCGGACGACCCACAUCACCCUGCCAAUCUCAUUCCUGAACUUUGCAGACUCUUCUAUAAACUCGGUUGGGUUACUGGCACCGGUGGUGGUAUUAGCAUUCGCAAUGGAGAACAAGUGUAUAUCGCUCCCUCGGGCGUGCAAAAAGAACGCAUGGAGCCCCACCAUUUGUUCGUCAUGACGUUGGCUGAUCGCACACUCCUCCGCAAGCCUUUGGUCCUGAAGCCUUCAGCAUGCACACCUCUAUUUUAUAACGCGUAUACCAUGCGAGAAGCUGGUGCCUGUAUCCACACCCACUCGCAGAAUGCUGUCAUGGCUACGUUGCUUUAUCACGGAGAAACGUUUGAAAUCUCACAUCAAGAAAUGAUCAAGGGCAUCCGUCGAGGCACCACCAAGACCAACCUUCGAUACUUUGACAAGUUGGUUGUUCCCAUUGUUGAAAAUACACCUGAAGAGGAGGAUUUGACCGAACGCAUGGCAAAGGCCAUGGAAGCUUAUCCAGAAACCAACGCUGUUCUUGUUCGUCGACAUGGCGUCUAUGUGUGGGGAGAAAGCUGGGAAAAGGCAAAGACCAUGUCCGAGUGCUACGAUUAUCUCUUUGAGAUCGCCGUCAAAAUGAAACAGAUCGGUAUUGAUCCAGCUGUAAAACCUGCUAGCGAGCCCGACUACGAGUAAAGUUACCAAUCUCUCUCUCUCCUUUCUCUGUACAUUACACUACACCUUCUUCUAUUGUUUUCCAGCAUGCAAAGCAAAACUUAUAAACUGUAUAAUAAACGCACCGGGAUAUGUUUGAUUCUAUAUGCAAAAGGAUAUCAUAUUUCAAAAUUGGCCCCACAUAUCAAAACACUUGGGGCAUCUGAUCAAUAGAACCACACAACUUUGAGCUAAAUGUCAAGCAUGUUUGAGCUAUUCGUCUGCGAAAUGGCGACGCCACAAAAUUAAAUCAAGAACCCUUAGG